AUGUCUGAGUUGCCUGCUUUCCCCCGAAUGUCCUUCCUGUUGCUUUGCAUUCUGGGUAUGACCGUGGUGACAUCUGGCUUCCCUCAGCCUCGACUAUCUCUCAGAAGUCCUGAGGAUUCAGCCGAACCUAAACGAGAUGACUGGGAUGUCCUUUUCCCCUCCAUCUCUCUCCGUGAUUGGAGCAUUCAAAUGAUGUCAGCCCCCAGCCUCGGAGCAGCCAAUAGCAAGGCAGGACUGAUGAGAGAGGCGUGGCUGUUUGCCCCAGAAAGGGCAGAGGCCAGCAUGGAGAGGGCGUGGCCUGCUGAAUGGUCGUCUCAGGGUGCCGGCAUGGUGAAGAGGAACAUGGUGGUGGCUGAUGAUGCUGCCUUCAGAGAGAAGAGUAAACUCCUCACCUCCAUGGAGAGACAGAAGUGGCUCAACUCCUACAUGCAGAAACUACUGGUGGUUAAUUCUUCAUGAUACUGGCAAAAAGCCAU
Morone saxatilis (striped sea-bass) is the source of this 476-nucleotide messenger RNA. RefSeq names its product parathyroid hormone 2 (gene pth2). Gene Ontology annotation, cellular component: extracellular region. The coding region runs from base 1 to 459 and encodes 152 amino acids. The transcript has 3 exons. Lineage: Eukaryota; Metazoa; Chordata; Actinopteri; Moronidae. The record is from RefSeq and is a predicted model, not a curated record. Gene Ontology annotation, biological process: neuropeptide signaling pathway.